GAUCAGGGUCAGCGGCAGCUCCAUUCGCCAAGGACGAAACAUGGCAGCGGCAGCAGCAGCAGCAGGCAAGAAAGUCUAUGAGGUUUUUGUAUCAAAAGUGCCAUGGACGAUCGCAACCAGGGAAAUUAAAGAGUACUUCGGACAAUUCGGUCAGGUGAAGAAAUGUCUCCUGCCCCUUGAUAAAGAGACAGGCUUUCAUCGGGGGUUUUGUUGGAUAGGCUUCAAUACAGAAGAGGGACUGCAGAAUGCACUUCAAAAGGAUCCUCACAUUAUUGAAGGAGCAAAGCUUCAGGUACAAAGGAACAGAAAGGCAUUCAUUGGAAGAAAAUCAAACAAAGAAGCAGAAGACAGCUAAAAAUGACAGAUUUUUGUGUGGAGUCAAACGUUGUGUCCUUUAAAAUAUGGAACUUCUAUUUAUUGUUCACGUCUCUUAAUUUGACAAUGAUUUGUGUAUCAUAGUAAAACUUUUCCAUUAAAAUGUCUUAUUUUUUGACUA
Molecule: messenger RNA, 496 nt
Organism: Triplophysa dalaica
Lineage: Eukaryota; Metazoa; Chordata; Actinopteri; Cypriniformes; Nemacheilidae
Gene: slirp
Product: SRA stem-loop interacting RNA binding protein
Exons: 4
Coding region: 41-355 (104 amino acids)
Biological process (GO): regulation of gene expression
Cellular component (GO): nucleoplasm
Molecular function (GO): RNA binding
Source: RefSeq, a predicted model, not a curated record